Messenger RNA from Mustela erminea (ermine), 2080 nucleotides. It is a transcript of the gene ZKSCAN8, whose product is annotated as zinc finger with KRAB and SCAN domains 8. Lineage: Eukaryota; Metazoa; Chordata; Mammalia; Carnivora; Mustelidae. Gene Ontology annotation, biological process: regulation of transcription by RNA polymerase II; central nervous system development. Gene Ontology annotation, cellular component: nucleus. The record is from RefSeq and is a predicted model, not a curated record. The transcript has 6 exons. Gene Ontology annotation, molecular function: DNA-binding transcription factor activity, RNA polymerase II-specific; RNA polymerase II cis-regulatory region sequence-specific DNA binding. The coding region runs from base 283 to 2016 and encodes 577 amino acids.
UGCCUCGAGACAAGAUGCGCGUUGGUCGAUGUCGUGCCUCGGCGGGUUUGGAAGUUACGGGCCCGAGGGCCCUGGUCCGGUUGCAGCUUUCUCCCGGGUUCCUCCCCGCCGCUCCUCCGGGUCCGUGGGUCCUCUGCAGCCCGCCUUCCCCACCCCGGGCCGCCCCUGUUGCUCGCGUUUCUCUACCCCCAAGUAUUGCCCUGACUGAAGAGCUCCUUGAAAGGUUCUUGAGAAGAUAAAGAAGGUAGUGGGGACGAGCCUCCGGAGCUGCUCCAGCCCUAAAUGGCAGCAGAAUCAAGAAAGUUGUUAGCCCCGUCCCCAUCUGACCAAGCUCCUGAGGAAGACCUUGUCAUCGUCAAGGUAGAGGAAGAUCAUGGCUGGGACCAGGAAUCCAGUCUGCAUGAAAAUAACCCUCCCGGCCAAGAGCUGUUCCGCCUGCGCUUCAGAAAGUUAUGCUACCAGGAGACGUUAGGGCCCCGAGAAGCUCUGAUCCAACUUCGCGCACUUUGCCAUCAGUGGCUAAGGCCGGAUUUGAACACCAAGGAGCAGAUCUUGGAGCUGCUGGUGCUGGAGCAGUUCCUGACCAUCCUGCCCGAGGAGCUGCAGACGCUGGUGAAGGAACAUCAGCUGGAGAACGGAGAGGAGGUGGUGACCCUGCUGGAGGACUUGGAAAGGCAGAUUGACAUACUAGGGCGACCGGUCCCAGCCCGUGCACAUGGACAUGGACUCUGGGAGGAGGUGGUGCAUUCAGAGUCUGCACCAGAGCUUCCAGAUGCUCCGCUCCGAUCUGUGACAACCCAGCACAAACCUCCAGUGCCCCAAGGGCCGCAAGAGAGAGCCAUCUCUACUUCUCAGAGUCCUACCCCUUCCCAGAAGGGAAGUCCUGGAGACCAGGAGAUGACAGCAACACUUCUCACAGCAGGGUUCCAGACUUUAGAGAAGAUCGAAGACAUGGCUGUGUCCCUAAUUCGAGAGGAGUGGCUUCUUGAUCCAUCCCAGAAGGAUCCCAGUAGAGAUAAUAGGCCAGAGAAUUACCGAAACAUGUUCUCCCUGGGUGGUGAGACCAGGAAUGAGAACAGGGAAUUAUCUUCGAAACAGGUAAUAUCUACUGGACUCCAACCACAUGGAGAGACAGCUGCCAAAUGCAACGGGGAUGUUAUCGGGGGUCUUGAGCAUGGAGAAGCCCGAGAUCUUCUGGGCAGAUUAGAGAGGCAGCGGGGAAAUCCCACCCAGGAGAGACGACAUAAAUGUGAUGAAUGUGGGAAGAGCUUUGCUCAGAGCUCGGGCCUUGUUCGCCACUGGAGAAUCCACACUGGGGAGAAACCCUAUCAGUGUAAUGUGUGCGGUAAAGCCUUCAGUUACAGGUCAGCCCUUCUUUCCCAUCAGGAUAUCCACAACAAAGUAAAGCGCUAUCACUGUAAGGAGUGUGGUAAAGCCUUCAGUCAAAACACAGGCCUGAUCCUGCAUCAGAGAAUCCAUACUGGGGAGAAGCCGUAUCAGUGCAAUCAGUGUGGGAAGGCUUUCAGUCAGAGUGCGGGCCUUAUUCUGCACCAGAGAAUCCACAGUGGGGAGAGACCCUAUGAAUGUAAUGAGUGUGGGAAGGCUUUCAGUCAUAGCUCUCACCUCAUUGGACAUCAGAGAAUCCACACCGGGGAGAAGCCCUAUGAGUGUGAUGAGUGUGGGAAAACCUUCAGGCGGAGCUCACAUCUUAUUGGCCAUCAGAGAAGCCACACUGGGGAAAAACCCUACAAAUGCAAUGAGUGUGGGAGGGCCUUCAGUCAGAAGUCAGGCCUUAUUGAACAUCAGAGAAUCCACACUGGAGAAAGACCCUAUAAAUGUAAAGAAUGUGGGAAAGCUUUCAAUGGGAACACGGGCCUCAUACAGCAUCUGAGAAUUCACACAGGGGAGAAGCCCUAUCAAUGUAAUGAGUGUGGGAAAGCCUUUAUUCAGAGGUCAAGUCUCAUUCGGCAUCAGAGAAUCCACAGUGGAGAAAAAUCUGAAUCCAUAGGAGUUUAGGAACAAAGCACAGUCGUAGUUUGGGCAUUAUUCCACAUUAGAGAAACCACAUGCUGGUGAGGGC